UGGGGACUGAGGUCGCGUGAGCUUACGUUAUCUAGACCCUUUUGUAUAGGGGUGUUUGGGCAAACUGAUGGGACAGUCAGCGAGUUGUUUUCCUCCUUCUCAUCCGACUUUUUUCGUUGGUGCGAGUUAGUUGGUUUUUUCUUCGAUUUCCGAAUAUUUAUCGCACUUGUUAUUCGUUGUGCGUGUUGUUCUUUUCUCUCAUCCACGCUCCUUCCAACUUUUCCCACCCAGUCGCUCCCUAAGAAAACCUUCUAACGUCCUUCAUUUUUUUUUGCCUUCUUACCUUACAACUUUUUGUUACCCCCUCCUCACAUUCAUUCCUGUGAUCCUAUGGAUGACCAGACAGCUUUCGCUCAGCAAUAUCCUUCUGCUGCUGCUGCUUAUUCCACAUUCGACAUCGACAUGAUGAAACGGUCAAUGGACACAACCGGCGGUCCUGAAGCCAAAAAAGCUCGUUGGUCUCCAACCUCUGCAACAGCCAAUGCUGGUGCUUCCUCUCCUUCUGCGUCAUCUGCUCGCGAUGCCUUUGCCAACUAUGGUUACGGGCCUCAAGCAUCUAUCAAUCAACUCCAAUACAAUACCCCUACUUCCCCUCUCUACUCGACCCCCCAAACUCUUUCAGUAAACGUGGGAGGUGGCCAAGGCUCACCAGGCCAAUUGAGUCCCGGCGGUGCCGCCACCCAGUCCGGUCAAGCGGGUGCAGGUGCCUCGAAUGGAUGGGGAUAUAAUCAGGCAGCACUGAUGGGAAUGGGUAUGCCCUCCGUGAAUGGUAUGAAUGGUAUGAACGGCAUGAACCUUGGGAUGUUGGGUGGAUUUGGGUAUGGAGGAUUCAACCAGCAACGACUUCCCACUCUCCAAAUCCCCAAUUCACCUUCUCAUCCCAACGGCAAUCAGGGUGCUUAUUCCCCUGUAGCCUUUUCACCUGGACUUCAAACUCCACUUACAUCCAACCCAUUGGGUUUAUCCCCUCUGAACCCUCUCAGCGCAACCCUAAAUCCCCAGAACCGUACCAUUUACAUCGGUUCAUUACCCUCCACAGCGUCCGUCGACGAGCUCCUCAACUUGGUCCACUUUGGUCCCAUUGAGUCGAUACGCGUCCUUCCAGAAAAAUCUUGCGUAUUCUUAAGCUUCUUGGACGCUCAAACUGCAGCAGCUUUCCAUGCUGAUUCUACCUUGCGAAAGCUCUCCCUUCACGGUCAAGAGUUGAAAGUGGGUUGGGGAAAACCCAGUGCGGUCCCUCAACAGGUCGUUGUGGCCGUUCAACAACAGGGUGCUAGCAGGAAUGUUUAUCUUGGUGGAUUGAACACCAACCCUAAUGUAGAGAAUGGUGGCGCCAAUGGAAGCUCCGAGUGGACUGAAGAAGGACUGAGAGAUGAGCUUGGCAGGUUUGGGUUGAUUGAUCAGGUGAAGAUCGUUCGGGACAAGGGUAUUGGUUUCGUCCACUUUUUGAGUAUUGGGACCGCUAUCAAGGUCGUCAACACUCUUCCUUCUGAGCCUACAUGGGCCGGGAAACGCGUAUCGUUCGGUAAAGAUCGAUGUGCAUAUAUCCCCAAAUCUCAGCAAGCGGCUGCUCAACAAGCUCAAGCUGCAGCUGCCCAGUCGCUCGUUGCUCAAUCCAAUACCCCCUAUAGUCCCUUUUCACCUGUUGACACGGCCAUGCUUGGAAUGGUUGGCGGGAUGUCUGGCGUCCCUGGUAUUCAGGGGAUGAACAGGACGGUUUAUUUGGGUAACAUUCACCCUGAGACGACUACGGAGGAGUUGUGUAAUGCCAUUAGAGGUGGUGUCCUUCAGAGUAUCAGAUACAUGGUUGAUAAACAUAUUUGUUUCGUUACAUUCAUUGACCCUGCUGCGGCGUUUACGUUUUAUCAAGUGUCGUCUUUCCAAGGACUUACACUGAAUAACCGCAGGCUGAAGAUUGGAUGGGGAAAGAAUUCUGGACCGUUGCCACCAGCUCUUGCCCUUGCAGUGCACGGUGGUGCAACUCGGAAUGUUUAUAUCGGUAACAUUGAAGAUUUUGAAGCCUACAACGAGGAGCGUCUCAAGCGUGACUUUGUCGAUUGGGGAGAGAUUGAACUCGUCAAUUUCUUGAGAGAGAAAAACUGCGCGUUUGUCAACUUUACGAACAUUUCCAACGCCAUCAAGGCUAUUGAGGCUGUCAAGUCUAAGCCUGAAUACGCAAACUUGCGUAUUUCCUACGGCAAGGACCGAUGCGCCAACCCGCCCAGGAGCGGACCUCAAGGUGGCGGCGGCGGCGGCGGUGGACGUCGCCAGAACAAUUCAAACCACGCAGCGGUUGAAGAGGGAGUUGAAAUCGAUGGUGGUGUACAGGACGGAGUAGAGGGAGACAUGCACGUUGAUGGUUCUGGGGAAAUCCCAGUGCCUACGGGUGCUGUCGCUGGAGCUGCGGCGUAAAGACAUUAAAUUGUUCUGGUUUCGCCCCCCUCCCUAGCUCCAUGGUCUCCACUGUUUGUCAGUUUAUCGGUGUUCUGUUGAAAUUUCUUAUAUCCCCUUAUGCGUGCUUUUUUCCCUUUUUCUUUCGUUCUUUUGGAUACCCGAACCCGAAACUAUUACGAGAAUCUCUCUCGUUAUGCAUUAUCGUUUUUUUUUUCUGCUCGUCUGCUCUCUUUUUCCUCUUUUUUUAUUUGUCUCCAAGAACGCCCACGUUCGUUUAUAUCCCCCCUCCCUCACCCCCCUUCCGGAAUACGAACACGAAAUGAGAAAAAACCAAACCUACCAACUCGAAACCCCAAAAAGUCCUUUCUCCCCCUCAGUUCCCGAUUGGGGGAGAAAAAGAUGGCUUGCAACAAGGAAAAAUCGGAUUCUAUCCUCCCCCCACUAGUUCGCCUUCACUGUUAUCCCAACUGCCCGAUUUUACGCUUUGCGAUAACUGUAUCGAAAUCCGAAUGGAUCCCCUACCCCUACCCCCAUACUUUUCUUUCCCACUCGUGUUUUACUAAACCGCCAGUCACCAGUCUAUUUCGAUAUUCGAUAUUCGUCUCUCUCUCUAUCCCUCUCUCUGCUCUGUUUUUUUUUUCUUUACUGGGGCCCCCAUGUUUUAUUAACAUAAUCUCCAAAUCUCAAACGCCUUCUGUCCGUCUCCGUCUCGAAACUAGUUAUUAUAUUCGGCAACCCUUGAGGCAACCCGCAACCCGAAACCAAACCAAUGGUGUAAAUAAACGAACAAGGAAACUUUUUUUCGUGUUUCUUUUUUUCUUUUUUUCUUCUUUGCUUCUUUCUGUUCGAUUGAUUGAUUGAUUGAUUUGAAUCUUCUUAGUUUGUUUCCCCCCU
Molecule: messenger RNA, 3288 nt
Organism: Marasmius oreades (fairy-ring Marasmius)
Lineage: Eukaryota; Fungi; Basidiomycota; Agaricomycetes; Agaricales; Marasmiaceae
Exons: 7
Coding region: 331-2412 (693 amino acids)
Cellular component (GO): Prp19 complex; U2-type catalytic step 2 spliceosome; U2-type catalytic step 1 spliceosome
Molecular function (GO): pre-mRNA binding; U6 snRNA binding
Source: RefSeq, a predicted model, not a curated record